AUGGGUAGACCAUCGUCCAAAUCAUCGAUUGUGAGUCAGUUUGCGGAUAAACUGUCACCAAAUGAAUACAAGUGUAAAUUAUGCUCCAAGACGUACCACUGUGGAACAGGGACAAAUGCCAACAUCCGUCGCCAUUUAGCGAAUGCUCAUGGGAAAACGAAUUUGUACUCUAAAAGCCAAGUGCCACGCAAUCCUGAUUCGAUCGCCCCAGAGAAAAAACGGAAGUUCGAUGAUGCUGCCAUCAAAGCCAUUAUUUUGGAUUCUCAUUCAUUUGGAGACUUUCGUCGUGCUGGCAUGCAGUCUUUCCUGCAAGUUGCAAUGCCGGGAUACAAAGGUCCUACUGCUCGGACAGUUCAGAGGAAUUUGAAGGCACUGAUACAGCAGUUGAAAAAGAUUUAA
Molecule: messenger RNA, 399 nt
Organism: Adineta ricciae
Lineage: Eukaryota; Metazoa; Rotifera; Eurotatoria; Adinetida; Adinetidae
Source: the annotation of a GenBank genome assembly